This is a messenger RNA of Pichia membranifaciens NRRL Y-2026, 1948 nucleotides long. RefSeq lists its product as hypothetical. The coding region runs from base 53 to 1618 and encodes 521 amino acids. The transcript has a single exon. The record is from RefSeq and is a predicted model, not a curated record. Lineage: Eukaryota; Fungi; Ascomycota; Pichiomycetes; Pichiales; Pichiaceae. Gene Ontology annotation, cellular component: Cdc73/Paf1 complex. Gene Ontology annotation, molecular function: DNA binding; RNA polymerase II C-terminal domain phosphoserine binding.
GAAGAAGAUUCUGGUUCAAAUAGCACAAAGCGUAUAUUCUAAGGCAGUCAGGAUGAGCGACAGUGACGACGAUCUUUUAGAGUUAGCUGGAAUUGGAUCCGACGAGGAAAGCGAUUACGAGCCAAAGGUGGCGGCAGGAAGACGCAAGACUGCAAAGAGAACUAUCGAAGAAGAUUCCGAGAACGAAGAUGACGACGAAGAGCUGAACCCAGAAGAAGACCCGUACCCUCUUGAGGGAAAAUACAAGGACGAGGAGGACAAGAUGAGAUUGAUGCAGAUGGAUGAAGUCUCUAGAGAAGGGAUUCUCUACGACCGUAUACAGGAGAAGGAAACAUUCAGAGAAAGAAGAUUCUUGGCUUUGCGGGCGAGACAGAGCAAGGCUGAGUCUCAAACUAUUGAGAAGGGUUCUACUUCUAAGAAACUGAGAACCAGCAAGCUCUCUGAGUUGAAAAGACAGAGGGAAAAGAAGUCCGUGAAAGAAGACAGGAAGAGAAGAGGCGACGGAGACUAUAUGGAUGUCGACGACGAGGAUGACGACGACGAGGAUGACGACGCAGAUCUUAAGGAGCUUGCUGGGUACGGUGAUGAAGAUGAAGAGGAAGAUUACUACUCUGACGGAUACAGCGCCUCUAGAAAGGGCUCUUUGAGGGCGAAAGCAGAGUUCAACCAGUCUCAGUACCAGGAUGCUACUUUAGACGACAUCAACAACAAGAUCAGGGCUACAAGGUCUGUACUUGAAAAAUUCUUAUACCGUGAAGAGUUCGACGCUUGUAUUCCUGGAACUCUCGUUAGAGUCAACAUCGGUCCCUCGAAGGCCACUGGUAGGCCACAGUAUAGGAUGGCUUUGGUUGAGGAAGUGAGAAGAGGUGGUAAACCAUACAAAUUGUUUGGCAAGCCUUGCAACACCUAUCUAAAAGUAUCACAGGGUGAUUCGGCAACUGUGGUGGAGCUGUCCUGCUUGUCUAAUUCCCCUUUCACAGAGGAAGACUUUGAUAGCUAUAAGAAAAGAGUUUCAACAUCGAAAAAGCAAUCUCUGCCAAGCGUGGGAUACGUCGAAGACAAAUUCAACGAGUUGAAAAAUAUGUCCAACAAAAGAUUGACGGAUGAGGACAUUAACAGAAUGAUGGCAAGGAAGGAAGAGUUAUCAGUCUACGAAAUGAAUACUGCAGCAAGAGUCAGAAAGUUGGGGAGAUUGAGAGAGGAGCUUCAGGUCGCUUUGGAACAAGCCAAUCAACAGAGAGCAGAUACGCUUCAAAGUGAGAUUAGCCAGUUGGAAAAUUUUUUCAAGGGAACACAGAAUACUUCCAAAUUAGAGCAGAUCAAUAUCAGAAACCAAAAGUCUAACCAAGAAUUCAUCAGAAAGGCAGAAAAGAAGUUAGUAGAAACAAAACGGAAACAACUGCAGAAUAAUGAUUUCAGUGAUCCAUUUAGUAGAUUGAGAACGAACCCUAAAGUCUUUUACAAAUCUGCCUACACAGAGGACGAAAAUACUCAGAAAAGUGAAGAAAAAGCUGCGGAAGAAAAUGAUAAGAAUAAAAUUAAGAAUAGUGUAUUCAGAAGAGAAGGUAUUGACGCUUUAAUCAAAGACAUAAACAUUGAUCUCGAAUUUGAUAUAUAAGUGUUUUUUUCUGUCUAAUUUACAUUUAUGUAUUUGUACUUGUAACUAUUGAUGUAUGAUAAUAGCUCAACCAAGAGUCUAAGCAAAGGCAAUACUUUCCGACAAAAAGUUCUUCUGUGUUUCUGACAAACAGCUAUUAUAAAUGCUUUCAAAAUCGGCAAUGUUCUUGGAUGUGCACUCUUUGAAAAAUUCUAUCAAGAGUUGUCGCAUAUCGUUGUCUGUCGCAUCGCUUCCUCUCUUGGUAGUGCCAUCAUCGUCAACAUAGGACUUCAGCUGAUCAAAAGUAGCCUCUCCCCGCCCUUCCAUGUCUUCCCAGUCAUCUUCUUUCUC